Messenger RNA from Erigeron canadensis, 927 nucleotides. RefSeq names its product serpin-Z1-like. Bases 1 to 927 code for a protein of 308 amino acids. The record is from RefSeq and is a predicted model, not a curated record. The transcript is spliced from 3 exons. Gene Ontology annotation, molecular function: serine-type endopeptidase inhibitor activity. Lineage: Eukaryota; Viridiplantae; Streptophyta; Magnoliopsida; Asterales; Asteraceae.
AUGGCUGGAGAAAGAAGCCGUAAGAAACUAAAGACGACGAUCAAGCACUUUGGUGACAGUUCGAGCAUCAUCACAUCAGCCAAAUCCAGCAACGAGGUUGCCACAAGAAUUUUACUUGAUGACGCCCACAAUGGUUUCAAGAAUGGAAAUUUCGUUUGUUCGCCAUUUUCACUUGACACGGUGAUGGGAAUGCUUGCUGCCGGAGCCGAAGGCAAAACUUUGAAACAGUUAUUGGACUUCCUUGGACAUGAAACUGUUGACCAACUUCUUUCUGAGUCACCAACUGCUAUACUUUUGUCUCAGAUUUCAUCCGACUCAAACCGUGCAGGCAGAGGAGGCCCUGUUAUCGGUUUAGCAAAUAGUAUUUGGGUUGACAUGAAAGGUUACAAGAUCCUCCAAAUUCCAUAUGAAAGCAAAGGCCAAUCCAAUGAUUUCUCCAUGUAUAUCUUCCUCCCCGAUAGGAAAGAUGGAUUGCAGGAGCUCCUACAAGUUUUUCAUUCCGAUCCUGCUUUAUUUCAGAAGAGAUUUUACCUUAAAAGGACUGGAUUUGAUGAGCUACGGAUACCCAAGUUCAAGAUGUCUUGUAAAUUUGAUCCUAAAGAUGCUAUGGAACAAAUGGGAUUGACAUUGCCUUUCAAUCCUAUGAAUAUGGAGCUUAACAGGAUACUAGAGUCUACAAAUUCUGGGGGUGCUGAUAUGCUUUAUGUUUCAAAAAUACUUCAGAAAUCCUUUAUUGAAGUUGACAAAAAAGGGACAGAAGCUGCUGCUUGUACUAUAGCGACGAUGAGAAUAGGAUGUGCUCGGCAACUUGAGCCUCCACCUCCACGACCAAGGUUUGUGGCGGACCAUCCGUUCAUGUUCAUGAUAAGAGAAGACACUUCCAUGGCUGUUCUCUUCAUCGGGGUGGUACUCAAUCCCCAUGCUUAA